CACUCUGAUUUGUUGCUUUGUUAAGAAACAAACAAAGACAAAGUCCAUUCGCAUAUACAUAAAAUUAACCCACCUUCCUUCUCACUCUAGUCUCAUUUUUCUUCUAUGCGAAAUCAUCAUACGAAUUUCUUCAAUCCUCGACUCUAUGGUGGAAUUCUCUUAUAAUUCAAAACCCAUACUCUCCAUGGCUCUGUCUCGCUUCUCUCUGUUGCCUUUGAUUCACAUUGCCCUGUUUACCACCCUCUGUUUUGCGGCAGACCCCUCCGUUUCCUAUGAAUUUAGACUUUCUUACAUCACUGCAUCUCCUCUUGGUGUUCCUCAGCAGGUUAUAGCAGUUAAUGGGGAGUUUCCUGGUCCUAUUAUUAAUGCUACUACUAACUACGUUGUUAUUGUUAACGUAUGGAAUGACUUGGAUGAAAAUCUCCUAAUGACUUGGCCUGGAAUCCAAAUGCGGCGUGAUUCAUGGCAGGAUGGUGUUCGUGGCACAAAUUGUCCAAUUCCUCCCAAAGAGAAUUUUACUUAUAAUUUUCAAGUCAAGGAUCAGAUUGGAAGCUUUUUCUAUUUUCCAUCCUUGAAUCUUCAAAGAGCAUCUGGUGGUUUUGGUUCCUUUAUCAUUAAUAAUCGAGAAAUUAUCCCAAUUCCUUUUUCACAGCCUGAUGGGGAUAUUAUCCUUCUGAUUGGUGACUGGUAUACACAAAACCAUACGGCAUUGAGAACUGCCCUUGACUCUGGAAAAGACCUUGGCAUGCCAGAUGGAGUUCUAAUUAAUGGGAAGGGGCCUUACAGAUACAACACCACGCUUGUACCUGAUGGUAUUGAGUAUGAAACUAUUCAAGUGGAUCCAGGCAAAACUUAUCGACUGCGAGUGCACAAUGUUGGGACUUCAACUAGUUUGAACUUUAGAAUUCAGGGUCACAAUCUACUUCUUGUAGAAACAGAGGGAUAUUAUACAUCCCAACAAAAUUAUACUAACUUUGACAUUCAUGUGGGCCAAUCCUAUUCUUUUUUGGUUACCAUGGAUCAGAAUGCAACUUCUGAUUAUUAUAUUGUGGCAAGUGCUCGGUUUGUGAAUGAAUCACUUUGGCAAAGAGUCAUAGGUGUUGCAGUCUUGCAUUACUCCAAUUCUAAGGGACCAGUAUCUGGUCCUCUGCCAGAGGCACCAAGUGAUGUUUAUAACCAGUGGGCAGCAAUGACUCAGCCUAGAUCAAUCAAGCAAAAUACAACUGCAAGUGGGGCUCGCCCUAAUCCACAGGGAUCUUUUCACUACGGCCAAAUCAAUAUUACUGAAACAUAUGUGUUAAGGAGCUUGCCACCAGUUACAAUUGAUGGAAAGCAACGUGCAACAGUGAAUGACAUAUCAUUUGUCAAUCCUGAUACACCAAUAAGGCUUGCUGACCUGCACAAAGUGAAGGGAGCUUACAAGCUUGAUUUUCCCAAUAUGCCACUUAAUAGGCCUCCCAAGAUGGACAUAUCUGUCAUUAAUGCUACAUAUAAGGGUUUUAUCCAGGUCAUAUUGCAGAACAAUGACACCAAAAUGCUGAGUUUUCACAUGGAUGGUUAUUCAUUUUUCGUGGUUGGGAUGGACUGGGGUGUGUGGACUGAGGACAAAAAAAGUUCAUAUAAUAACUGGGAUGCUAUUUCUCGCAGUACAGUAGAGGUUUACCCUGGGGGAUGGACAGCAGUCCUUGUCUCUCUGGACAAUGUUGGAAUAUGGAAUCUUAGAGUAGAAAACCUUGAUAGAUGGUAUCUUGGCCAUGAAACAUAUAUGAGAAUCAUCAAUCCUGAGGAAAACGGUGCAACAGAGAUGGCUCCGCCAGAUAACGUUAGAUAUUGUGGUGCCCUUCAAAGCUUGCAGAAGAACUCAACUCACUCCUCUGCAACAUCCAUUCUGGCUGGAAAAUCAGUGGUGUUUUCCUCCCUGCUGAUAGCACUCUGUUCCUCAUUCUUCAUUUUCGGGUAACCUGUUUCAGACAGUGUUUGCUUGUAUUGGCUAGUUCUAGGUGUAACAUUAACAGCUGAGUAUACUUGUAUUGCAUAGUUGGAUUAGAUUUGAAAAUUUUUUCUUUUCAUAGAAAAUUUUCAGGGUGUUAUGACAUUCAAUUUUUUAUUUAUUCUUUCUGUCUGUGGGGUUAUCUGCCCUUUUAAUUGUAAUUUAGGUCACUGAGGCUCCAAGCUACAUACUGAAUGGUGAUUAACCCUUUCUUUUGGUACCAUCUGACCAUUUACACAAGAAUUUUGCAUAAACAUCUUUAAUAAUAAUUGAUUUCUAAGAUCAUCAUUCCAUUAACUUUAUGGAAAUGACUGAUCAUUAGUUCA
Messenger RNA from Hevea brasiliensis (rubber tree), 2316 nucleotides. RefSeq names its product monocopper oxidase-like protein SKS1. Gene Ontology annotation, molecular function: copper ion binding; oxidoreductase activity. The coding region runs from base 146 to 1960 and encodes 604 amino acids. Gene Ontology annotation, cellular component: plasma membrane. The record is from RefSeq and is a predicted model, not a curated record. The transcript has 9 exons. Lineage: Eukaryota; Viridiplantae; Streptophyta; Magnoliopsida; Malpighiales; Euphorbiaceae.